Molecule: messenger RNA, 2568 nt
Organism: Closterium sp. Naga37s-1
Lineage: Eukaryota; Viridiplantae; Streptophyta; Zygnematophyceae; Desmidiales; Closteriaceae
Source: the annotation of a GenBank genome assembly
AUGCCGCCACGCGCGCAGUCCCCCCGCCCUGCCAGCUCCAUCCCCCCAUCCGUUCCCCCGCUCUUCUCCGCGCGCCCCUUCCUGCUCGGCGCGGCCGUCGCGCUGCUGCUCUCGCAGGCGGCGCUCCUCGCGCGCCUCCACAUCCCCGCCGCGCCGUAUCUUCGCGCUGCUGGUGCGGGCGGCUUGGCGGGGGACGUUAGCAGCCCUGGGGAUUUGGGUGACCGCGAGGCCGCUGUGGAGUCGCAGGGCGACGGCAAUCAGUCGCAGGGCGAUGGCGAUCAGUCGCAGCAGCAGUCGCAGGAGAUGGCAGUGCUGCGGAAUGUCACGGAGCUGGCGCAAUGGGCGGCGGAAAUCGCGGACGCGCUGAGGGCAGUGUUCCCCGAAAUGAUGGAGUCAAGGGACUCGUUCAUACAGCACCUCUCCCACUGCUCUAGCCACACCUGCCAUCCUCACUCUCAUCCCUCCUCUCCCUUCUUCCCAUCCCUCCCCCCCUUCUCCUCCUCCUUCACCAACCCCCCCUCCCCUCUCCCUGCAUGCAUGCAGACCCACCUGCCCCAGCUGGCACCUGUGCCAUACCGCAGCAGAGGGACCUCCGCCCAUCCAUCCUCCACCUCUCUCACCAUCCUCUCCCUCCCGCGCUCCUUCCGCCGCACCCACUGCUCCACUGCGACUGCACUGCUCCCACCCGCACUGCCCAUUGACACCACACAUACCAGCAGCAGCAGCAGCAGCAGAACAGCUACACAAGGCAGCAAGCUUAACCCCGUUGACCCCGUUAACAGCACUGACCCCAUUGACCGAGUUGACGACGUUGACCCGUACGAUGCGGCCGGCCGUGCCAGGCUGGCUCGGGUGCUCAUCGCCCUGCACCAGUCCUCCUCCUCCACGUGGCUCCCUCCCUGGCUCUCCCACCUCCUGCCCACGUGGCUGCCUCCCAUUGGCCGCAGCAGAUCUCCCUCCACGCACAGCUAUUGGCUGGGCAAGCUGGCAGAAGAAUGGGCAGCACAGGGGGGAGAGGGAAGGGGGAGGGGAGGAGGAGUAAGGGGAGGCGGAGCAAGAGGGGCGAUUGACCUUGGGGUGGAGGGGAGGUUGGCGGUGGGGCUGGGGCAGAGCAGGCCGGGCAGUCAGAAAAGUCAAGCGAGUCAAGGCAGUGAAGGCAUUCCGGCGGUGCAUGGCAGGAAGGGGUCAGCAGCAAGCAGGGGGAGUGGGUGGUGGGGCGUCACGUGGAACAGCAGGACGAGUGCAGGGAAGGUCUUGAUGGGCAGGGGAGGCAAGGACGGGGAUGGGAGAGGCAGGGAGGGCGAGGGACGGCAGUGGAAGUACUUCCUCUCAGCCAUGGCCUUCAACCGCGCUGCUGCUGCUGCUGCCUCUGCUGGCAGCGGUUCAGAGCGGUGUCAGGCUGCAGUUUUCGCCAUCUUCCAGAGAGGGCAUUACAUCCUAACAACUCUCACCGCUCAAGCCACUGGAGCCCCACUUUUGCCCACCCGCGCCCACCCUUCCCACCCUCCCCUCGCUCCCCUCUCAUGCAGUGGAUGGAUGGAGUACAUGCGGUAUGCGGGCACGGAGCACAUCAUCUGGUACGACCGUGCCUUUUGCUCCAUGUGGCCCGAUAUGCUUGCUCCCCUCUCCCGUCCCUGCUCCCCCUCUUGCUCCUCUCUCCCCUCCCACCAGUGGAUAGAGUACAUGCGCUACGCAGGCACGGAGCACAUCUAUUGGUACGACUGUGCUGCCAGGGAGGCGGAGAGCCAGGAGGCCGUCCUCUCGGUGUACACCCACGCAGGGCUGCUGACGUACCACCGCCUGCACCAGAUAACGCCUCCCCCUGCUGGCGCUGAUUACCACUUUGACCAGGACUCCUCGCUCUCCCACUUCCUGCAGCACCACGGCCAUGAGUCCAAGUGGGUGGCCUUUGCUGACGUGGACGAGUACAUCUUCAUGCCGCCCGACACCCGCCCGGGCUUCCUCACACGCCUCCUGCUGCGCCGCCCAUGCGCCGCCCAACACUCCGCUCCUGGUGCUGCUGGCAGGGCAGGAAGAGGGAGGAGAGAGGAGGGCGAGGCACAACAGGAUGACCAGCAGGAGGCAACGCAGCUCCUGCUAUACAACCAGUUCUUCAUAGGCCACCCACGCCCUCCCCCUGCGCGCCUCACUAUAGAGCGAUUCAUCCACCGCCCGCACCGCCCGCCCGACCACCAUGACCGCCUGCGAGGCAAGAUGCUGCUGCAGCCCGCGGCUGCCCUCGGGUUCCUCUCCCACGCACCCCACCGCGCUCUCAUGCACUCUGGAGAGACCAUAGUGGCUGAUCCUGGGCUCAUUCGUGUGAAUCACUACUGGGGUGAUAGGGGGUUAUCGGCGAAUGCGAGUGAGAGGGAGAGGGAGGAGCUGGAGGAUGGGUCGGUGGAUGAUAGGAGCAUGCAGGUUAUAGCGGAUGUGAUUAAAAGGAGGUUGAGAUGGGUGGUGCCGGUGCUGCCCGUGCUGUGUGAGAGGGAGGCUGUGGUUGGUGCUAUGAUGGAAGCUCAGAGGUUGGCAGAUGUGCUGCUGCAAUCUGUGCAGAUGGAAAAUGGAUGA